Fraxinus pennsylvanica is the source of this 351-nucleotide messenger RNA. The record is from the annotation of a GenBank genome assembly. Lineage: Eukaryota; Viridiplantae; Streptophyta; Magnoliopsida; Lamiales; Oleaceae.
AUGGAAUCGGAUAUUGCAGACAUGUGUGAACAGCUUCCCCUCACCGAACAUGAAGAAGAUGCAUUAGUGGUUGCUGAAGCGGAGGUACAGACUCCCCAACGCAAUGCUAAAUGUCUGCUUUUCAAACUUCUAUCUACCAAACACUUCAACAAAGAGGCCUUCAAGAACAGCAUGACGCGUCUAUGGCGCCCAAAUAAAACCUUGAGGAUUCAAGAUAUUUCUCCAAACCUCUUUCUAGCAGAAUUUGAUGAUAACCGGGAUAAGGAACGUGUCCAGCGUGAAGGUCCAUGGAUUUUUGACAAACAUUUGGUCUUAACCAAAGAUGUUAAUGGUCUAGAGCAAAAUCAUUGA